This is a messenger RNA of Oryza sativa Japonica Group (Japanese rice), 853 nucleotides long. RefSeq lists its product as uncharacterized. Lineage: Eukaryota; Viridiplantae; Streptophyta; Magnoliopsida; Poales; Poaceae. The record is from RefSeq and is a predicted model, not a curated record.
AAAGAAAAAGGAAAAACCCAGUCGCUUUCAGUUCCUUCCUUUCACCGGAAGCCAAGGGAGGCCUCGGCCGGAGGAGCUGAAGCCGCCUCCCCCCAAAAAUCCCUUCUUUUCUCGGCUUCGCCACCGCCAGAUUCCCAUGGGCUGCGCAGGAUCCACCCCCAUGGGCGCCCCCGAAUCCGAUGCUACUAAAAAAAUCAGGAAGCCUAAGCCCUGGAAGCACCCCCAACCGAUAACGAUGGUCCAGCUCACGAAGAUGCGCGAGGAGUUUUGGGACACAGCUCCUCACUAUGGUGGUCGGAAAGAAAUCUGGGAUGCCCUGCGUGUUGCGGCAGAGUCUGAAGUGUCCCUUGCACAGGCAAUUGUGGAAAGUGCAGCCAUAAUUGUUUCUAAUACUGAUCUGACUCUCUGCUAUGAUGAAAGAGGUGCGAAGUAUGAACUGCCCAAGUAUGUCUUGAGUGAACCAACCAACCUGAUUCAAGACAGCUGAAGAGCAGACCUACUGAUGUAAACAACUGUAAAUGAGAACAACCCCUUGAGUGUCCUGGUAGUUGAAGCAUGCUUGAUAAAAGAUUUUAAGCAUGUUCUGGGUAACUGUCAGCUUACAUUUUGUCUCUUCUUGUUAGGACACAGUUCUCUUCCAUCUUGGCCGUUGUCCUCCACCUUAGAUAAAGUCUUUACAAUAUCCCCUGCUGCUGGUGCUACCUUAAACAUGGUCUGCUUAGAAAUCUUUUAUAUGAGUUAAAAAUCUUAGAAUGGUUCUUAGAUAUUUCAUUAUCAUGAUACAAGUUGGAGUAAGAUUACAGUAUGUGUUUCAGAAGAAAUAUAUGGCACAUCUCGCACAAUUAGUUUUGCU